Messenger RNA from Anisakis simplex (herring worm), 291 nucleotides. The record is from the annotation of a GenBank genome assembly. NCBI's taxonomy places the organism in Eukaryota, Metazoa, Nematoda, Chromadorea, Rhabditida, Anisakidae.
AUGCCAUCCGUGGAAUCGUCAAUCAGCACUAAACCACCGACUGUUUAUACGAAUGGAGUGGUUAAAACAAUGACAAAAGCAGAAAUGAUUCUGAAGAUGGUAAUGUCAGAGACGAACUCAGCAGAAGAUUUUGUGUCUGCAUAUUCGCGAUUGUUACCCGAGUCAGAUUCAUCGGAGCUGCAGAAAGUUCUCGAAAUGAAGGCGAUACGACGGCAAGAGCAAACGUCAAUCAUCCAGCUCUAUCGCACGCAAAUAGAAGGACAUUCGCCUGCAACUUCGAAUCUUAAUUCA